AUGUUCAGGCAGCUGGAGUUUAUGGUUCUUCAAUCAUCUCCCAUAUCCUACUCAAAGUUAUUGCCAUUGCUCAGGCAAACCAAGUCCGUAAAUGAAGGCCUCCAAAUCCAUGCCCAGUUAGUUAAGCAUGGAUUAUCCCAUGAUCCUAAUCAUCGUAACCAUUUGAUAAAUUUUUAUUCCAAGUCCAGAGCUUUUUCCCAUGCCCGCAAACUGCUUGAUGAAAGUCCGGAACCAGAUUUGGUUUCUUGGUCCUCGCUGAUAUCUGGGUAUGCACAGAAUGGCCUUGGCUCAAAGGCUACUUCGGCCUUCCACGAAAUGCAGGCCUUGGGCCUUAAGGGUAACGAGUUCACCUUCCCCAGCGUGCUCAAGGCUUGUGCACACACGAGUGAUUUUGUGCUUGGGAAGCAGGUUCAUGGAAUUGUAGUAGUUUCUGGAUUUGAGGCAGAUGUUUUUGUGGCAAAUACUUUAGUGCUCAUGUAUGCGAAAUAUGGUAGUAUUGUAGAUUCCAGGAGGUUGUUUGAGGACAUCCCGGAUAGAAACGUCGUUUCUUGGAAUGCUUUGUUGACAUGUUAUACUCAAAGCGAUCUUUUUGGGAAAGCGAUGGGAUUAUUUCAGGAUAUGAUUGUGGGUGACAUAAGGCCCGAUGAGUAUAGUUUGUCAACUGUAUUAAAUGCCGCCACAGGUCUAGGGGAUAUUGGUCAAGGGAAGAAGAUUCAUGGCUAUUUGAUAAAGCUGGGGUACGAGAGUGAUCCGUUCUCAUUGAAUGCACUAGUAGACAUGUAUGCAAAAGGAGGAGAUCUAGGAGGUGCAAAAACUGUUUUUGGUAAUGUGCCGGAACCUGAUAUUGUUUCUUGGAAUGCUCUUAUUGCUGGUUGUGUAUCUCACGAACAUCAUGUUUGGGCCUUAGAAUUGUUAGAUCGGAUGAAAAGCUCUGGGGUGAACCCUAAUAUGUUCACCAUGUCUAGUGCUCUUAAAGCUUGUGCAGCAUUAGGUGUGAAGGAAUUGGGUAAGCAGUUUCAUGCUAAAUUGAUAAAGCUAGAGACGAUGAAGGAUCCCUUUUUGAAUGUUGGCCUCGUUGACAUGUAUAGUAAGUGUCGUUUGAUGAAGUAUGCCUUAACUGUUUAUCAUUUGAUACCGGAAAAGGGAUUGGUUGCAACAAAUGCAUUGAUCUCUGGACUCUCACAGAAUGGGGAGAUCAGGGAAGCUCUUACCCUAUUUCAAGAGAUGCAUAAGGAAUGUAUGGAAUUUAACCAUGCUACUUUACUAGCAGUGCUUAAUGCUGUUGCUGACGUGCAGGCUACUAGCAUGUGCAAGCAAGUUCACACGCUUAUUAUGAAGUCUGGUUACGAAGCUGAUAAUUUCAUUACGAACAGCCUUGUUGACUCAUAUGGGAAGUGUAGUCAGGUUAAUGAUGCAGCUAGAGUUUUUGAAGAAUGCCCCAAUGUGGAUCUACCAUCUUUUACAUCAAUAAUGACGGCAUAUGCUCAACGGGGGCAAGGUGAAGAAGCUUUGAAACUCUAUUUGAAGCUACCAGAAAUGGAUAUCAAGCCAGAUUCUUUUGUUUUCAGUUCUCUUCUCAAUGCUUGUGCAAAUUUAUCAGCUUAUGAGCAGGGGAAGCAAAUUCAUGUUCAUGUCUUGAAAAUGGGGUUUAACUCAGAUGUCUUUGCUGGGAAUUCCCUUGUCAACAUGUAUGCCAAAUGUGGAAGUAUCGAGGACGCUGGUUGCGCUUUCUCUGAGGUUCCGGAGAGAAGUGUUGUCUCCUGGUCCGCAAUGAUUGGUGGACUAGCACAACAUGGCCUGGGUAAAGAGGCCCUCGAUUUGUUCAAUGACAUGUUGAAAGAUGGUACAGCUCCCAAUCAUGUAACAUUAGUCAGUGUCCUCUCUGCCUGUAAUCAUGCUGGUCUAGUUGAUGAAGCUCAAUGGUAUUUUGACACCAUGAAGGAGCGAUUUGGCAUAGAACGAAUGCAGGAGCACUAUGCUUGCAUGAUUGAUGUCCUUGGCCGAGCUGGUAAGUUGGAUGAAGCAAAGGACCUCGUUAAUAGCAUGCCUUUAGAAACUAAUGGCGCCAUAUGGGGGACACUUCUUGGAGCCGCCAGAAUUCAUAAGGAUGUAGAGCUAGGAAAACAUGCUGCUGAGAUGCUGUAUACUCUAGAACCAGAAAAAUCGAGUACACAUACUCUCCUUGCUAAUAUUUAUGCCUCGGCAGGAUUAUGGGAGAACGUUGUUAAGGUGCGCAGAUUAAUGAAAGACAGGAAAGUGAAGAAGGAACCCGGGAUGAGCUGGAUGGAGGUGAAAGAUAAGAUACACACAUUUAUUGUUGGAGACAGAAGCCAUCCUAGAAGUGAAGAGAUAUAUUUGAAACUUGAGGAGCUGGGGCAUCUAAUGGCCAAAGCGGGUUAUGUUCCUUUGUUGGACACAGACCUCCAUCGUGUUAAAAGUAAAGAAAAGGAGAUUCUCCUCUCGUACCACAGUGAAAAGCUUGCUGUGGCUUUUGCACUGAUAGCCACCCCGCACGGGGCUCCUAUUAGGGUGAAAAAGAAUCUUCGUAUCUGUUUGGAUUGCCAUACAUCGUUCAAGUACAUCUCUAAGAUAGUGUCAAGAGAGAUCUUUGUUAGAGAUAUCAAUCGUUUCCACCACUUCAGGGACGGAUCUUGUUCCUGUGGUGAUUAUUGGUAGUGUGCUCUACCUUCAGCAUGAUGGAGCAAUUCAAUGAUGUUGCUUCAGGAGAAUGCUUCUAACCAGGAAAUGAGUCGGCCUUUGUUUAAUUCAACUUUGCUACAGACUAUUCAAUCUGAAAAUCCUUCUCGGUGGAGCUUGUGCAGAGAGGCUGCUACUGUGGUGUUGUUUACAUAGGAAAGGAUGGGGAUAUUCCAAUUCUCACAAUGAAGUAUGUUUACGUCCUCAUAUACACGUAUCAUAUCACCAACUCAUCCUUGGUCUCAUUGCCCGCCUGCGUGCAGAUGCAGCUUCUCGAGCGUGGAUAAUUUCGUAUCUGGGUCUAUAAGUUAUAUAAGCUCACUGUUUGUUUGGGGCUGAAUAUGAUGAUAUCGAGAUCGUUAUACAUCCUCAAUCCAUCAUACGGAGUACAUUCGAUGAUCGUGACACAGGAUUGAGACAUGCAUUUGCCUAUUCUGUACAGCUUAUCGUGGCCAAAGAGAAUCUACUGCUCCGAGAUUACAUGGCCUCGCCUCGACCUCUGCAAGGCCGACCUGACAUUCAAGAAGCCCGACAGCAGCAAGUGCCCGUCAAUGGAUCUAGCUUAUGCUGCUGGACGGGAAGGAGGGCACCAUGACAGGAUGGAGCAAUUCAACAACUUGUUGCUUCAGGAGAAUGCUUCUAACCUGGAAAUGAGCCAGCCUUUGUUUAAUUUGACUUCGUUACAGACUAUUCAAACUGAAAUCCUUAUCGGAGGAGCUUGUGCAGGUACAUGGCAACGUUGAUUAUUGACAACGACCCUACCUAAUUAUGAUGAAGGUGUACAGAGAUGAAGUAAACCCCUUGAUCACUAAGCUCAUUACACAGGCUCACCACAACAAAUGGUGUCUACAAAAUAUUAACCUGAGCUAUUUUUUUUGGCAUGAAAAAUAAUGUUAACAUUUUGGGUUGAAUGCAGAGAGGCUCUACAAUAGUGUUACUUAGGAAAGGAUGGGGAAUUAAGUUUACAUCCUCAUAUACACACGUAUCAUAUCACCAACUCAUCCUUGGUCUCAUUGCCCGCCUGCGUGCAGAUGCAGCUUCUCGAGCUUGGAUAUCUGGUAAGUCCGCUCAAUCCACAAUGCAAGGAGUAUGCUAACACCUUGAUCAAAGGCCUCGUCGAAGGGAAUCAGCUCUCAGAAGAUGAAGCCUUGGCUUACAUACAGAUACUGGAAGUAUCUUCCACACCUGUCAUCUCUGCAUAUCAUUAAAUUCCUGACUAGAAUUAUGUCAUUUUUU
Salvia splendens (bonfire salvia) is the source of this 3933-nucleotide messenger RNA. RefSeq names its product pentatricopeptide repeat-containing protein At3g12770. The coding region runs from base 1 to 2676 and encodes 891 amino acids. Gene Ontology annotation, biological process: RNA modification. NCBI's taxonomy places the organism in Eukaryota, Viridiplantae, Streptophyta, Magnoliopsida, Lamiales, Lamiaceae. The transcript is spliced from 7 exons. The record is from RefSeq and is a predicted model, not a curated record. Gene Ontology annotation, molecular function: protein binding; zinc ion binding; RNA binding.